AUGGCAGACUCUAGCGAUGCGGCUACGCCGCUCAAGAUCAACAUCAAGGGUCCUUCCGAUCUGAAGAUCACCGUCGACAUCACUUCGGAUCAAACCGUGCGACAGCUCAAGGAAGCCAUCGAGAAGCAAAAGCCCGACGUCCCCGCUGAUGCGCAACGACUCAUCUACGCCGGCAAGGUGCUCAAGGACGAAGAAGCACUUUCGGUCUACAAGGUCAAGGACGGUAACACUGUGCACAUGGUCAAGUCGGCAGCUCGAUCCGCCCCUACUACGGGCAAUCCCUCGGUACCUGGUACUGCACCCUCUGCGAGCAACCCGUCAAGCAACGCCGCCGCAUCGCAGUCGCAAGGCGUGCCAUCCAACUUUUCGGCCGGUCAAAACUUCACCAAUAACCCUCUCUCGGCGCUCAACCGUGCCGACUAUGCCGGCCCGCACAUGGCAAGACUGCUCAACGAGAGCGGUGGCGCUUUCGGCGGCAUGGGUCUCAACCCGCGCGAUCCCAACAUGAUGAUGGGUCUGAUGCAGAAUCCCGAAGUGCAGCGUCAGAUGCGCGACAUGAUGGCUCGUCCGGAGUUCAUCGAUCAGAUGAUCGCUAUGAACCCGCAGCUGCAAGGCAUGGCGCCGCAGAUGCGCGAGAUGAUGCGCUCGGAGCAGUUCCGCGAGAUGAUCACCAACCCGGAGACGAUGCAGAGGAUGACGCAGAUGUCGCAGCUCAUGGAGAGCGCCGGCAUGGGAGGAGGAAUGGGUGGUAUGGGCGGUCUCGGUGGCCUCGGCGGCUUUGGUGCCGGUGCGGCAGGCAACAACGCCGGCGCUGGCGGUCAGUGGCCUCCUCCUGGUGCCUUCGGUCAGGCUGGCGGCAACAACAAUGACGGCGCACGCACCGCCAGCCAAGGCACCACUGGCUCUGAUGGAUCGACCGGCCAAGCGCCAGCGAAUCCGUUUGGCGAUCCCUCGUUCCUUCAGCAGAUGUUUGGCGGCGCCGGGGCUGGUGGGUUUGGAGGUCUCGGCGGACUCGGUGGGAUGGGUGGAUUCGGCGGAGGAGGCGCUGCCGCAUCGCGAGACACUCGACCGCCUGAGGAGCGCUUCUCAUCGCAGCUAGAGCAGAUGCAGGGAAUGGGCUUUUACGAUGGUCAGGCCAAUGUUCGAGCGUUGUUGAUGGCUGGUGGUAGCGUAGAGGGUGCGAUCGGGAUUUUGCUGGAUAACCCGAAUCCGCCAGCGCCCGGCAACUGA
Molecule: messenger RNA, 1230 nt
Organism: Kalmanozyma brasiliensis GHG001
Lineage: Eukaryota; Fungi; Basidiomycota; Ustilaginomycetes; Ustilaginales
Product: Ubiquitin domain protein
Exons: 1
Coding region: 1-1230 (409 amino acids)
Biological process (GO): ubiquitin-dependent protein catabolic process
Cellular component (GO): cytosol
Molecular function (GO): polyubiquitin modification-dependent protein binding
Source: RefSeq, a predicted model, not a curated record